AUGGUAUGGGCCCAGUGUCCGCUUGCCUCAGCAAUUCAAGUGUCUGCCUUUGGCAAAAUUAGAAUAGGAUGGACGGUCGCCAGGAUAAAACUCCUCAAAGCGCGCCCCACUCAAUGUUUCCGGUGUUGGGAACAAGGACAUCUGAAGAGCAAAUGCACCUCCCUCGUGGAUCGAACGAACCUGUGUUACAGGUGUGAUAAAGAAGGGCAUUUGGCCAGAUGGUGUACGGAGGCAUUCAAUUGCGCCCUUUGCGCCUCCCAAGGCAGGGAUGCAUUUCACAGAGUGGGCUCUGGUUUAUGUAAAGCUGAACCAGGACCGAGAGCUUUUAGCUCUAAUGUUGCACCGUCGCGGAGGGACGAAAACAUGGAGGUAACCAAUGGUUAA
Formica exsecta is the source of this 384-nucleotide messenger RNA. RefSeq lists its product as uncharacterized. Gene Ontology annotation, molecular function: zinc ion binding; nucleic acid binding. Lineage: Eukaryota; Metazoa; Arthropoda; Insecta; Hymenoptera; Formicidae. The record is from RefSeq and is a predicted model, not a curated record. Bases 1 to 384 code for a protein of 127 amino acids. The transcript has a single exon.